AUGAGGACCGCUGGGCUAGAAAAGACUUUGAAACAGUGGCGCCAGGAGGUUCGAGAAGAAAGGGCUAAGGCAGAUCAAUGGGAAAAGAAAUUUCAGGAGGUUCAAGCUCGGAAUGAAGCCUUAGAAAGAAGUUUGUCAGAGAGUAAGAAUGAAAAAGAUGAAUUAAGAGCCAGAGUGGCGGAACUUGAGAGAUCUCUGAGUUUAUACCGAAAUCGUAAUUCUGUGACAGAGUUGAAAGCAAGCUUAAGUAAGAUCAAGGAGAUGAAAGGGAAAAUAGAAGAGUUAGAGACGGCCUUGCAGAGUUGUGAAAUGAGGAUUGAGUUCUUGGAGGCAAACGAGGAGCAAUGGAAGAAUCAACUUCAUCAUUCUCAAGACCAGGUGAGAAACAGGGACUACAUCAUGGGAGAAGCUGUAACGCAAAUACGAGAAGUAGCUGACUACUUGUAG
Molecule: messenger RNA, 447 nt
Organism: Gossypium arboreum
Lineage: Eukaryota; Viridiplantae; Streptophyta; Magnoliopsida; Malvales; Malvaceae
Exons: 1
Coding region: 1-447 (148 amino acids)
Source: RefSeq, a predicted model, not a curated record